UUGUGCCGAUUUGUGCGGGGAUAGUGGCCUGCGACUGAUAGAGGAUCGAGCAAACGACGGAUUGUGCGCUAUACUAAUCCGAUCCCUUAUAGAAAUCCAACAUUAAAUCCCAAACUUUUUCUGCCUCUCGUCUCUCUUUCGCCUGCUCUCCCUACACCACCCCCAUCGUCGAGGCGACAGCGGCGCACGUACUCCGCUUCAAGUCGCUUUUUAGCGUUUAAUUUUUUUCGCCAAUUACGGCUUGAAGCUGUUAAAAUGGUAGUUUAAAUGGCCAUGUGUUGGACCGUAAGUAUUAAAGGAGGAGUCUGGAGAGACAGUGAGCACUGCAAGCAAUGGAGUGGCAGAGUGGCUUUGCCCCCUGUGCCAAACAGGGCAAACAGACAGAUCUUCCCUGUCUCUACAUCUCACUGAGCAACACAGCGUGCUUCCAUCUUGUGUCGACAAACUGCUGGACAUUGCUAUUCUAAAACAGUGUGCCAGUGGAGGAGAAAAGGACAAAAGUUCUCUAAAAUCUUUAGGUGCUGAAUCUUUGCAACUGAAGCACGCUGAAGACGUAGAUCCCUGCCAAUCUAGUGAGAGUUCAGACGCUAUCCAGACGCUUGGAGACCAAGAGAUGGAGAAAGUAAGAAUAAUGGAACAGGAGGAAGGUAAAGCUGAGCCAGAGCCAGAAGAGGAGGGAAAUCAACCGACAGGAGCAACUGAAAACCCGGAAAUUCCAGACGCUAGUGAAAAGUCAGUUGGUAAAAAUGGUGUGCCAGCUGACAAUAACACCCAGUCAUUCAAAUGCAAUGCCUGCCUGGAAACUUUUGCCAGCAAAUCUGCUUUGAAAGUUCAUUACAACUCUGCAUCCCACAUUCAAAGGAUGACAGUUCCCUCAGUUCCUGUCCUGUCUCGGCCAUAUAUAUCAAACAAACCCUACCAGUGUGCUACAUGUCGAGUCUCUUACAAUCAUGCCAUCACCCUUGAGAGCCAUAUGAAAUCUGUCUUGCACCAGACCCGCAGCAGAAAUGCUGGAAUUGUCGCACAUGCUGCAAACAGCACAGUUGAUUCUGCUAGUUUGGGAGGGACCACCACCACCAGUGCUCUAAACACUGUGGUGACCACAUCUGGAAGUGGAACCAGUCAGUUAGUUACCACCCACCACCUGUGCUGCGCCUGGGACUGUGAUGGUGACUACUACAAAAGACGGAGAGCAGAUUCAAACUUCGCAAGUGGCUCCCUCCCUCCUCACAUCCCCAGUGGCCUCAGCUCAGGCGGUCUCAGCCUUUCUCACCCUCCUCACAUCUAGUCCCAGCACCCUCUCACACUCCCUCCUCCCUUCCCUGUUCGCGGCUAGUGCUGCUCCUGGUGCCGCCGUGCCUCAGCUCGUGCCUCAGCCUCAAAUGGUCAUGCCCUUGAUCUUGAAUGGGCUCCAAGCCCAAACCCAGCAGCACCAAGAGAACCAGCAAGGUCAGCUCCUAACUCAGUGUGUGCCAUUUGUAGGUCUCAGCACAGCCCAGCAAGCCCUCCUAACCCAAAGACUUAACAGCUUACAGAACCAGUGGCCCUCUGCAGGAGUUCCCACAAACAUGCAGCCUUGCCUGGAAGAGCAAAAACAGACUGUAAAGUGUGAGAGAGAGCAGGAAAGGCAGAGCAGUGAUGAGACCGUUGACGAGAAGUUCUCGGAUCAGCUCAUGGACAGGAAUAACUGGACUACAGAGAACAUUAAAACAGAUAAAUGUGAGGACAGUAAAGAUUCUGCACAGUGUCCUAACAUAGAAGGCAAAGUGAAGGUAGAGAAAAAUGAAGACCGUAGGAAGGCAAUUGGAAAUAGCACAACAGAUGGGGACAGCUCGACUAAUCAGUUGGACCUGGAAGGUGAUAAAGCAGCUAGCCUCUGUCUCUCCCCAGCGGGCACAGACAAGAGCCUCCGCAAUAAGAAUCUCUCGCCUUCUGCAUCUGUGCCCAGCAACUCGAGCCUCAGUCCUUUAAAUUUAAACCUUACACUUAGCCCCGAUUCUACUCCUCAGAAAUCACAAUCAGGCACUAGCCCCUGUGGCUCUCUUGGCACUCCGAAAUCCAGUCCGAGCACAAAUGCCUUAACUAACAACCAAACUCGACCCCUUUGUAAUGCAAUGGGGUCCAUUUAUCCAGACGUUCCAGUGCUGUCAGAGUUCCAGUCGGAGGUUCUCUGGGCGUUCUUUGAGUCACGCAGUGAGGCUGAUGCUGCAAGUCCUCCCCGUGAGGACUGCGAGGCGCUGGGCAGAGAGGUUGGACUUUCUGAGGAAGAGGUACGCAGGUGGUUGAGCCAAGCUCGACAUGCCAAACGGAGGCAGAGGGCGUCAGAGUUAGAACACCUGCGACGCUUGGCAGGAUUUACAAGGCAUGCCCAAAGUUCUGACAAUGACUAUGAUGACGAGGAAAGCUCACUGAUUAUAGCAGAAGGUGAUGAUGAUGUGGAAGCGUCAGGAAGUCAGGCAAUGGAUUUGUCUAGUACAAGAGGGAAACGCAGACAGAAAGAUUUGGGAAGGGAGGGUCAGGGAGAUUCCUGUCUCACUUCUGACUCAGAAAAUGAGGUAUACACCUCCGUCAUUGUGUCUGAUGAGGAAAGUCAGAAUGGGUCUGUGAGGGAGGGUCCUGAGAGCCCUGCUAAAGAUGAAGCACCGUGGGAAGUUCAUGUGGAUAAGGGGUCAGUUGGAGGAAAGGUCUUGCGCUCCACAACUGUGUUUCUAUCUGAUGCAGAGGAUGAGUAUGAAGACGAGGAGGGUGGAGGGGCUCAGAGGGCCAAGAGGAAAAAGCGGAAAGGGGAGUUUGAGCUAGAUGAGGUGGAGGUGAAGAAGGAGAGGCAGGACCCUGAUGUGGAUCUAGAGUUGGAGGCCCAAGGGGAUCCUCCAAGUUCACAGUCCCACGCUGAGAUUCCAACCAGUGCUCUGCACUCACUUCCUCUGUCCCUUGCCCCUUUUUCUACUCAGUUCCUGAGCCCCUAUGUUCUCUCUCUUACUCCUUCAUUGGUUGAUGGUAACAAACUACCCAUCUUUCCUAACCCGCCAACCAUCACACGCUUCUCCAGCUCUCUUCUCUCGCAGUCUCUCUCCUCCCACAGCCAAACUUCCCACUACCUGUCCAAUGGCGGUGACUGUGAGUCCGCUCUGGAUCUCAGCAUGGGGAAAAACAACUCAAAAUCUGCUUCUUCCUCAUCAUCUCUGGCUGAUAAAAUUGCAGCACAGAAGGGACAGUUGUUGGAUGGGCUUGGCUUGAGGCCCACAUCCAAAGGUCUGGUAGUAGUCCAGGUGAAGCCUGAACCCGUUACUUCCAUGUCCUCUUCCAACAGCAGUAUGAGUCUGAACUGCAACAACAUGACAAAGUCAAGUAUUUACAUGAGAGCAGCAGAGAAAAUGAAUGCCACACUACUGGAAAGGGAGAGAGAGAAGGAAAGGGAGCAGGAGCAGCAGAGGAAAUCCAAAGGAAAAAGGUAUCGGGAUAUGAGACGUUCAAGGACCAUCAUUCAAGCUGAACAACUUGACAUUCUGUAUGGCUGCUAUUUCAAAGACCCAAAUCCUGGGAAACAUGAGUUUGAACAGAUUUCAGAGUGGGUGCACCUUCCAAAGAAGGUUGUUCAGAUUUGGUUCCAGAACAUGAGGGCGAGGGAACGAAAGGGUGAGGUCCGAUUCAUCAGUGAUGGGACCCUGGCAGCAGUUGGAAAACCUCUCAUCAAAUUUACCUGGCCUCUUUCCAAACCCAUUUUCUCCAACAAGCCUGCUCCAAAUAAUACUGGGUGCAUCACAACUGCUCCAAUUGUGCGCACCCUCAUUAAGACUGAGAGAGAGCCUGUAAAGGAGCUGGGCAAACUGGCCGUGGUGAAAAAAAUAGCCCCGAUUCCUAUCAAGCCCAAGGAGGCUGUUUCCUCUACCACUGUCUCUCCUGUGAGCAGUAGUGCUACUGCAGUGCCAAAGACCAAGCUUGAAACCACCAGCAACGUCACGAUGGUCAAAGUUGCACCCAAAGUCAACACGCCUGUUCUUUUAGCACCACCCAAGGAUCCAAUCCCUAUUGCCCCGCGACCGGCCCAGAAACGAAAGCUGGAAGAGGAAAGCGAGGAAGAAAAGACGGAUGAGGAGAAAGACAGUGAAAAUGAGAUGGGUCCUGGACCAGGGGUCACUAACCGCAUGGUGCCCAAGCUGCCCACAACUCCUAUCCACAACAGGCCUCCUGCCACGACAGUGGUGCCACAAAAACAGAAUGGGCUCAAUUACUGGACCCCCAAGGUCCCCAUCAAGAUCAACACUCUAUCAAGAGAACAAUUGGCUCUUCCAACACACACGCCUCCCCGUACCAUCCCCCCUCCUCCCACACCCAGCAUUGCGCCAGUUAGCCCCAAUACCCCCAGCUCUGCCAAGGUGGCAAGCCCCUCCACCCCGGUUGUAGCUAAAUCCAGCCCGACAGAAAGCAGCUUUCUGCCCCACUCAUCCAGCCGUAGGCCCCGCACACACCUGUCCUGCCUACAGCUGUCCAUUCUGCAGUCCUGUUACGAGACCUGUGCCCACCCUAACGCCAUGGAGUGCGAGGCAAUCGGCACCGAGCUCAACCUGCCACUCAAGGUGGUGCAGAUCUGGUUCCAAAACACCAGAGCCAAGGAGAAGCGCUGGAGGCUUCAACAAGAGAAAAUGUCUCCACUGUCAGGGGGAAAGGUGGACAUGAGUUCAGGAAGCUACCUGCAGUACAACGCUCUCAAAGCCAAUCGUCCCAUCCUGCCCAAACCUGUUCAGCUGACCGUUACUGAACCUCCAGCUUCCGCAGUGGCCGGCCAGCCAGUGCCAAAGGAGACCCUGACAGGCCGCUGUGACGCCUGCAACAUCUCCUUUGAAUCCCGGGCUGCAGCGAGGGCCCACGUCUUCUCCCCGCGUCAUCUGGCAACCCUGAGAACCACUAACUUUGGCCAGCCGACGACGCUCGUCAACAAGAACGGAACGGGUAACGGCGGGCCUGGAAGUGUUGUGCCGGGCUCACAGGUCCCUCAAUCCACUCUGGUAACCGGUUCCGGGGAGAUGGUUAUCGAGUCGCCUCCACCGACGGCCACCAGCAACAGUUAGAGACUCAGAUCAGGAUUGGUCUGCACACUGACUAUUCUUGGACCCAUUUGGGCUCCUCAGAUUUUAAUAUACAAAUUUGAGCACUAAUCCUCAAAAGCUAAUAUUCUAAAAAAAUGUUUAAGUUGGUUCCCCCUGCACCCUCUAUUCCUCGCUCAACCUUCACUCACUCGAAAUCCGUUUUAUCUAUAGAGUUCACCCGGAUUCCAAUGCAACAGCAGACUAUUUCCAUGCUGCUUUACACUCACUCGGUUUCUGUCUGAAAAGUGGUGAACGCAUCUCAAGUCUCCGUCAAUCCUCACACACUUUAUCCAAACAUUUUUGGUCCUAAGCCUGUGGUUCUAUAUUACCUUGCUAUAAUUUGUGAUGGCACUCAACGUGCCUCGCUUGAACUGUGCUACCCUACAGACUGAUGCAAAAGUGUUUCCUCUUUGGAAGUGGCCAUUUGUUGGUAAGCCCGGGAACAUUUUGGGAUUAUGAAUUAAUCACAAAAACAACUCUGUUUUUCUCCUGUGGAAUUGUUUUUAUCAUGCCUACUUUCACUUCUAGGGCAAACGUUGCUUGGAUAUAAUAUGACUGGACUUGGGAGAGAAAGAACUGGUAUUGAGCGUCACUUUUUUUAUUGCUACAGGAGUGUGAUCUGAAGAGUGUUGUGUCCACUCAUUUGGGAUAAAAAAAAAGGUACUUUUAGAGAGAAUAGGGCUGUUGAAUUGUCCCCAUUUACAUGUUCAUAAUUUUCACGACAAUCCAAAUAGACAGGGCAAAAAGAGAGGCUGAGGAAAGUAGAAUCUUGGCAUACCGCACUUUGACACAUUUUACAUUGUUUGAUAUGUUUUUAAGCAUUCUAAUGCAAGUGUCUUUUUAUGGAAAGAUACAUUAAUGCAUGUUGGAUGCCUUUAAUAUAAAUCACAAAUAAAUUGAUUUUUGCUAGUCUAUUAAAACGUGCUUUAAGUGUGAGCAUAAUAUUGUGCAAGAAGCAGACCUGGGUAUGUAAAUGAAGGAGAGCUCUGUUCCAAAAUGCUUUUAUAUCCAUCUUUAAGGGAAAUAUCUGAUUGUCAUAUUCUGUACCUAGAACAUAGCAAAUCCUGCCUGUAAAGUUGUCAGCAUUCUCUUGGCCAAGGACUAUAAUCACAUAAUUACCAACCAUCUUGUUUUUACAACAAAUUCCUUUUGAUCCUGUGGAUUUCACUUUCCCUUCCAAAUGGUGUAUAUCUCAUUUUGAAAUGCAGCUCUUCAUACCAGUUUGGGGGGGAAAUAAAUGUUUUCACCUACUGUGGGUGUGUUACAAGUAUGACAGCCUUAAGAAGAAACCCCACCAGGUAUAUAAAUUCAAGCCCUUAGUUGAUUAAUUUCAUCCUCACCUGGCAUGGAGGGUCAGACCUGAUUUCGUACAUUUACGGUUUUCUUUGCCAUGAAUACUGUGCAGGAAAAAAACAGGAAAAGGCAUUUUAUUUACUUUAAUAUUUAUAUAAAUGCCAAUAGAAGCAAUUAAACUGAUGUAACAGAUUUUUAUUUAGGUCAAAAGCCAAGCCUCUAGAAAUUUUUAAGAGAACAGGGCUUGAAAUGGGCUGUUUCCCAUACUUUUUCCUCCUUGUUUUGUUCAGUUUUGAUACAGAGUUACUAAUUCUGGUUAUGUACGUGCUGUGAAAUGGGCUCUCAUAUCUGGAAACAUUGACAAGGGAGAAAGUUGGGUAUUACUAGUAUCCUUAAGAAACUAAUGGAUACUCAAAUCUUGGAAGCAAAUUGGGAAACAUUAAAUGUGUUGACUGAGAGCUAAUAAGAUGGUGCUGUGUUGAAGGACACAUAACAUACUAAAGAUGUUUUCCUUCGAUUUAAGUUGUAUAUUAAUGUUACUAUUGAUAGUUUUAACAAAAUGCAAAACUAAAACAUCUUUUGUAAAGAAAUAUAUUAAAAAAAAAACUGAUAUUCCAAAGUAAUCCUCCCUUUGCUUUCUGUCAUUCAAAAACCAAAAAGCAAUCUUGAGGUCGACAGAGAGCAGGAGAGGUGUUCGUAAAUGCAAACUGUAAAGGACAUCCCACGGCACUUGCACUAGUCCACAAUUUUUGCACAAGCUACAGACAUUUCAAAUGAACACAGCCAUUAACACGACAUUAAGAAGUCACUUGGUGUGGUUUAUGAAACAAGGAGGGUAAAAAUGUCCUUUCAUGAGUAAUAAGUUGUACUCCUGUUUUGAAACUGUAUCUUGUGUGUAAAACAAGGACUGGAGUGCUUCAACUUCAAGACUGGGAUUACACACACGCGCAGUCGCGCACACAACACAGACACGGUGUUGCACUGUCCAAAAUAGGUUUUUAUGGAGAUCUGCUUUUUUUUCUUUUAUGUUUCAUUGUCACUUUGAUUAUCACUAUUGUUAUAACUGUACUACUACUUAUACGAUUUAUCAUUACUACCCAUCACUGUUUUUGAUUAUUAUUGAUCCAUAAUGAUUUUAAAUGCCACCUCUCUGCUUAAAAACAGUAUGGUAUUCCUAUGAAUAUUGAACAAUAAUAGUGGCAGUGUUAUGAAUUGUUAGAUUUUUGAUUAAGCUUAUUUUCCUCCUCACUUGUACCUGCCUUUUUGUGUUUGGUCUCCAUUAUGCUUUCUUUGAUAUACAGAAAAAGAAAUAAAAUCAGUUGAACGACAAA
Molecule: messenger RNA, 7711 nt
Organism: Etheostoma spectabile (orangethroat darter)
Lineage: Eukaryota; Metazoa; Chordata; Actinopteri; Perciformes; Percidae
Gene: zfhx2
Product: zinc finger homeobox 2
Exons: 5
Coding region: 1167-5069 (1300 amino acids)
Biological process (GO): regulation of transcription by RNA polymerase II; regulation of neuron differentiation
Cellular component (GO): nucleus
Molecular function (GO): DNA-binding transcription factor activity, RNA polymerase II-specific; RNA polymerase II cis-regulatory region sequence-specific DNA binding
Source: RefSeq, a predicted model, not a curated record